Psilocybe cubensis is the source of this 384-nucleotide messenger RNA. RefSeq lists its product as uncharacterized. Bases 1 to 384 code for a protein of 127 amino acids. NCBI's taxonomy places the organism in Eukaryota, Fungi, Basidiomycota, Agaricomycetes, Agaricales, Agrocybaceae. The transcript has a single exon. The record is from RefSeq and is a predicted model, not a curated record.
AUGUCCAACUUUUCUCAACACCCCAGGACUCAAAUCUCGCUGCUCAUCUACAACAUUACAUACUAUUCUAACCCCUCGGCUCUCAAAAAUUCCCCUAAACCUCCUCAAACUGCGGGAAUGCGCGAUUUACACCAUUUCACGGCUCGACGUGAACAACUCCAAAUUGCCGACUUUUCCUUGCACCACGGCACAUCAUCUCUUCAACCACGCAUCACUACAUCUAUACGCAUCCGCCAAACCGCCUCAAAUGGCGAGUAUGCAGCAAACGGCCGCGGUACGCAUGCCACGUUGUUAUUACACUCCCGUACGGUAUCCAAUCAAGUCCGUUCUUCUGGCCUCUGGAGCACCGAGUCACAACGUUAUUCGCGAGCCGAAGAGUGCUAG